Molecule: messenger RNA, 276 nt
Organism: Fusarium sp. VM40
Lineage: Eukaryota; Fungi; Ascomycota; Sordariomycetes; Hypocreales; Nectriaceae
Source: the annotation of a GenBank genome assembly
AUGGAACAGCCCAUCAAGAACCAGGAGGGUACUGCACAGAAUAUGAAUGAGACUCCCAUUGUCGGCUCCCCUCCUCAGGACCGCAGAGCAAGUGACGCCGCCCAAGAUCGAAGAAUGAGUGACGAGUGGGACGCGUCCAAGGUCCCCCCCAGCCGUUUCCAAAAACGCAAGGGAUCCAUCUAUGCGACCCCAGGAUCUCGCGAUGGGCAUGUUGACAGAAACCACCAGGACAAGUACUGGUCCAAGAUGAGUGAGAAGAAUUGGGGUAGCAAAUAA